AUGGACCAUGGUCAGGACUCGACAACUGCGUUCCUACAGCUGGACAACGCAUGCCUCUGGGACGGCCGACCAGACUCGGCGCUAGAUGCUGGGACCGACGUCGCCUACGGCUUCUCGCCCACUUCCCGCGCAAUGCGAUUUGAUCCACCCAUGUACCAGCAAUCAAUCGCUUGGAACGACGGCUACCUCAAUUUGCCCAACGUCACCAAAAGCGUGGCUUGGCAGCAGAUUGCGAAACCGUUGCCGCAUUUGGCCAUCCCUCCAUCAGUGUACGCUCGGCAGAAGCACGGGCAGAUAACACCACCAGACGAACGCUCUCCAGAGUCGGGCGAGUCCAGCCCAUCGGAGAAGCCAGAGACAUUUGACGGUGAGGAGGAAGACGAGGUAAUGGAGACAGAGGAGAACAUUCAGGCGAGCUGUCAGCAGGGUGCGGGUAGACGGCGAAAGUCGACUCAGAAACAAGAGGGAGAUGACUCGACAAGCCCUCGUCGCAGGAAGCGAACCAAGCUUAGCAACCCCGAAGAGAAUCCUGAAGAAUUCGUGAAACGAGAGAAGUUCCUCGAGAGGAACCGUGUUGCGGCAAGCAAGUGUAGACAGAAGAAGAAAGAGUGGACAUCCAACCUUGAGCAGCAGGCACGAGAGCUGACAGCGCAGCGAGCUCACCUGCAGGCCUAUGUAGCGUCUCUGAGGGACGAGGUCCUGUACCUCAAGGAUCAGAUGCUGAGGCACAGCGACUGCAACUGCGUCAAGAUGCGGGAGUAUCUGAGUCACUCCGUCAGCAACAUGUCUCCACCGAUGUCUUCAAUACGCCAGCUCGCGGACGUCAUGGAUCUGGAUCACAAGUCCUCCGCAUGCUCGCCAUCGGAUGUCAGUGUAGCAGAAUCCAUGCCACUCUCUCGGAGGGACUCGACAGUUACGCUAACGUCGCGCAAAGGGAAGAUGCCGGCUGUGAGCCCUACGGUCUCGGUGGCUUCUCUGGGAAUGUCGAGCAUGAUGUCGCCGCGACAGAUGCUCUACGGCCAGUGA
This is a messenger RNA of Coniosporium apollinis CBS 100218, 1026 nucleotides long. RefSeq lists its product as uncharacterized. The transcript has a single exon. Gene Ontology annotation, biological process: regulation of transcription by RNA polymerase II. Bases 1 to 1026 code for a protein of 341 amino acids. The record is from RefSeq and is a predicted model, not a curated record. NCBI's taxonomy places the organism in Eukaryota, Fungi, Ascomycota, Dothideomycetes. Gene Ontology annotation, molecular function: RNA polymerase II cis-regulatory region sequence-specific DNA binding; DNA-binding transcription factor activity, RNA polymerase II-specific.